AUGGAGGAGGCUCCAACGCAUGUGCCACAGGCCGAGGAGACGCCCAGCGUGGAAGAUCUCGUGGACCCGAUGCCACUGGACCGGCCAGCCAAGAUGCGAAGAAUGGAGGAGCCAGCUACUCGUAGCGAGUCAUCAGCGUCACCGGAGAAGGGGAUCAGCCGAGCGGAUUCCCAAAACAUGAUCCUCCGCAUGAGCCAGAAGGGAAUGUCGGUGGACGCCAUUGCAGACGUGUGGAACGUGGAAGCUGUGGAAAUCGUAAAGACGCUCGAGCUGAUGCGAUCUGGAAAGGACAGCCAAAGCAGCACUGAAGUGGGGCAUGGCUGGACUGCCUGGGUGAAGCGACUUGUGGAGGAUCCUCCUGAGCUUUGCUGUCCCAUAUCCCAGGAGUUGAUGGAAGAUCCUGUGGUCGCGGCAGAUGGAAUCACUUACGAAAGGCGUUGCAUCGCAGAGUGGUUUCAGUCGAACUCGGGCAGCCCAACCACUCGUGAGACUUUGUCGACUCAUGUGCUCAACCCCAGUCAGCGCAUGAAGUCCGCGGUUAUCGCAUACAAGGAGAAAACAGUUCAGGAGAUUUUGCCCGUGGCCUCUCAAGUACCGACUGACGAUGCGCUGAAAUUGCUUUCGAGAGGUGAGCAGUUUGUCCGUGCGUCCUUGCCCGAUGCAUCUGCCAAGAAGAAGCUGUCUUCGUUGCUGCUCUUUCGGGGAAAGCGGAUGCCGCCAGGAAAUCGUCGUGCAGUCAUUGAAGAACUCGUGCCUAUGCUUCUAGAGGUUAGAGACAUGUCACAACUUCAGGAGUUGUUGGCAGACAUGGACGGGCAAGAGGUUCUGUGGUUCCUUCGCCAAGUAGAUGAGGAUAUGAUCAAAUCCUUGAGUGUGCCAGGCCCCCACAGGAUCUUGGUCUGCAAGGAGCUUACUCGCAGAAUCACAGAUUCGGCGAUCGCAGACGCACAAGCUGAGCGCUUGGGUUUCCUUUGGGGACUUCCUUCUCCAACAAAAGGAUAA
Molecule: messenger RNA, 1002 nt
Organism: Durusdinium trenchii
Lineage: Eukaryota; Dinophyceae; Suessiales; Symbiodiniaceae
Source: the annotation of a GenBank genome assembly